Messenger RNA from Sorghum bicolor (sorghum), 1434 nucleotides. RefSeq names its product GATA transcription factor 15. Gene Ontology annotation, biological process: flower development; regulation of DNA-templated transcription. NCBI's taxonomy places the organism in Eukaryota, Viridiplantae, Streptophyta, Magnoliopsida, Poales, Poaceae. Gene Ontology annotation, molecular function: DNA-binding transcription factor activity; zinc ion binding; sequence-specific DNA binding. Bases 289 to 1023 code for a protein of 244 amino acids. The record is from RefSeq and is a predicted model, not a curated record. The transcript is spliced from 2 exons.
GCCAGCCACAGCCACAGCGUCUCGUCCCUGGCCACGCCAUCGCGCGUAGCACGAGCUAACCUACGCGAUCGAUCCAACCGUAGUGUGCUCGGUGGACGACACAGCCAGAGCCAGCCAGUUUCCGAGGAGAGACAUCCCUCGAUCUCCUAUUCUCCUGUCCUUCGAUCGAUCUCCAAGCUCAGCUCUACUAUAUUAAAAUCAUCUCACGCCAUCCCGGCACCACCACCACUUGUAGCUCGAUCGAUCGCCUCCUGCGACCAGUGUAGUUAGCUAGUAGUCAACAACAAGAUGCUGCACGAGGCGGCGCCCUGCACGUGCGGGCUGCUCUACGGCAGCUGCGGCGGCGGCUGCUCGCUGCUGUUCGCCGCCGCCGCGGCGGGGGACCACUACUACAAGCACUGCGGCGGCGGCGGCGGUGGCGACGGGGAGGCCUUCAGCGCAGGCGGGCCGUACGGGGCCUCCGUCGACUGCACGCUCUCGCUCGGCACGCCGUCCACGCGCCGCGCCGAGGCCGGGGCGGCGCGGGCCCCCGCCGCGGCGGCCGCCGGCCUUCACUGGGAGGCGCCCUCCGCUCCCAGCUGCAACGGCAGGCAGCAGCAGCAGCAGGAGACGCGCGGCGCCGAGGCGGGCGCUCGCCGGUGCGCCAACUGCGACACCACCUCCACGCCGCUCUGGAGGAACGGCCCGCGCGGACCCAAGUCGCUGUGCAACGCGUGCGGGAUCCGGUACAAGAAGGAGGAGCGGCGCGCGGCGGCCGCGGCGGUGGCGCCGGCGGCGGCGGCGGCGCUGGCCGCGGACGGUGGGGUGGACUACGCGUCGUACGGUUACGCGCGGCAGCCGCAGCAGUGGGGCUGCUACGGGCCGGCGGCCGUGGCGAAGGCGGCGUCCUUCGGCAUGUUCGGCGACGCCGCGGCGGCCGAGGUCGUGGACGGGCCGUGCCUGCCGUGGGGGCUCGGCGUCAUGCCGUCGUCGCCGGCGUUCGGGACUGUGCGGGAGAUGCCGAGCCUGUUCCAGUACUACUAGCAAGCACGUAGUACCAGAGCGCGGCUAGCAGAAAUCAGAAUGGUAGACUGCACUGCAACUGCACGUCGGAAGUCUCCUUUUUCUCUUUCUCCCCUUUUGGUAACAACAAGAUGCCGCACUUCUUUUUGAAGCCAUGAGAGAUGCUGUACUUGACCAACGAACCAAAACUGCAUCAAAAGCCGAAGCUGAAAUGGAUCAAUCCGAUCUCUUCGUUCACUCCCGCUCAUCAUCUCCUUUUUCUUUUUUUACUCUUUUUCGCUCUGCUUGAAAAUUUUCCAUUCAUUAUUUGUGCGUACCUACUUCAUCAGAUUCUAACAUGCGUAGACUGUACUUCAAAUGUGCAAAUUUUUCAUGUUUGAAUGUUGCUGCGUGUGUGCGUGAUGAUGGUUUGAUGAAGGUGACCUAGCCUAA